CAGCCGUGGGCCCGGUCGGCCUCGAAGCCGAGCAGGGGAGUGCAGAGCCCGUCGGCCGCCUGCCCGGCCAGGAGCAGCCCGCCGGCCGCGCCGUGCCCGUAGCCCAGCACGGCGUGCAGGAAGGGCAGCAGGCUCUGCCCUGUCCACAAUUCCUCGUCCCCACGCUGGCUGCUGAUUGGUCGAGCAGCUAGCCGCGCGCGCGUGCCGCGUCUGCCAGCCGAGGCCCCCUUUCCGCCGCUUCCAUCUGACGUCAUCAGAUCCAGCCAAUCCGCGUGGGACUGCGCUCAACGAGUCGGCCCUGAGCGGCCAAUCGGGGGCGGUGCGGCGGGAGCCUCGUUUGCAUAAUAAUAGAGGGGCGUGGUCAGGGUGCUGACUGAGACCCCCGCCCAUGGCCCACAGCGCCAAGCAGCCGCCUGCCGCCCUGCUACAUACCACGGGCAAGGCUCAGCAUGGAAACUUCUUGGUGGCCAUCAAACAGGAGAAGGGAGAGUCAGCGCGGGUGGGCGGGGAGAAGCCAGAGGAGGAGCCGGUGAAGAAGAGGGGCUGGCCCAAGGGCAAGAAGAGGAAGAAGAUCCUUCCUAACGGCCCCAAAGCCCCUGUGACGGGCUACGUGCGCUUCCUGAAUGAGCGGCGCGAGCAGAUCCGCACGCAGCAUCCUGACCUGCCCUUCCCAGAGAUCACGAAGAUGUUGGGAGCAGAGUGGAGCAAACUGCAGCUCUCAGAGAAGCAGCGGUACCUGGACGAGGCUGAGCGGGAGAAGCAGCAGUACAUGAAGGAGCUGCGGGAAUAUCAGCAGUCAGAGGCCUACAAAAUGUGCACGGAGAAGAUCCAGGAGAAAAAGAUCAAAAAAGAGGACAUGGGCACGGUGGCCGUGAACACCCUACUCAACGGACACCCGCACAAGGCUGGCGAGUGCAGCGACACUUUCUCCACCUUUGAUGUGCCCAUCUUCACCGAGGAGUUCUUGGACCAAAACAAGGCCCGGGAGGCCGAGCUGCGGCGCCUGCGCAAGAUGAACACGGAGUUUGAGGAGCAGAACGCCAUCCUGCAGAAGCACACGGAGAGCAUGAACUGCGCCAAGGAGAAGCUGGAGCAGGAGCUGGCGCAGGAGGAGCGGCAGACCCUGGCUCUGCAGCAGCAGCUCCAGUCUGUGCGGCAGGCCCUCACUGCCAGCUUUGCCUCCCUCCCAAUCCCCGGCACUGGGGAGACCCCCACGCUGAGCACCCUGGACUUCUACAUGGCCAAACUGCACAGUGCCAUUGAGAGCAACCCCCUGCAGCAUGAGCCCCUGGUGCUGCGUGUCAAGGAGAUCCUGUCCCGGAUUGCCAGUGAACACUUGUGAGAGGACCAGUCCUUCCAGACCCCAGGCCUGGCUGGACCCUGGGCCUGUCCCUUGGAGCUCACUCAAGGGACAGUCUCUGCAGGGGGUCUGGCUGCUCCCCCUGCCCCUUGCACCUUCCUGCAGCUGGGACCCCCCAGCCUGGACCGCCCGACCCACGACUGCACCAGCCCCAGGGACCUUGAGCUUCGGGGGACAAGCAGUGACCAGGCUGAGAGCCCAGCUGGGACAGCACUGGGAGAGGGUCAGCAUUGGUGUGAGCACCCCCAACUCUCCCCUGGGCCCCCCAGCCCUGCCUUGCCAGCCAGGGGCUGCCUGAAGCCUGACUAGGGCAGCACUGGUGGGUUUAGGCCUGGAGUGAACAUACCCCUUUAGGGUGAACUGGGGCUGUGGGGAUGGGGGACACUGAGGGGUGACCGGGACCCCCUUGAUCCUGGUGCUGCCUCCUGUCCCCUGGCCAGUUUAGGAGCCCCUUGGUCCCAUCUCAGCAAUGCCUUGAGGGCAACUCCUUCCCGCCGCCUGCCUCAGCUUUUAUUUAAUGGGUGCCUUCAGCCCCUGCCCCUGUCACUCUGCUUGGCUCCCCUUCAUAUCUGGGACCAGGCAGCAAGCUUCUGAAAGCAAUAAAACUCUUCAGGCCAGAGGGGAGCUGGAACUGAAGCCCUCCUGGAGCACAGGAGAACUGGGACUGGCCUCUUCCCAUGGUGGGGACCCCUGGAAGAAGGGAGCUGGGACCCACCUUGUACUAGGGUGGGGACCUCUGUAGCAGUGGAGCUGUGACCGACCCCUUCCUGCUUGCAGGGAUCCUGGGUGUGCUGCACUGGCUUUUGCCUCCUGCCCCCUUUUGCCUGAGCCCCCUUGCUCUUGUGGGACCACUGUGCUGGCAGCCGGGGUUGGGGCUGGUGCCCCCGGGACUGCCUGUCAUUAAUCUCAGACUGUGUAAUUAGAGAGUGUCUUAUUUUCUUACUUAGCACUACAUGGGCCUGGCCCUGGCCCUGGGUCUGAUGGGGACCGGGGUGUUCGCACCCCUCCCUCGCUUGCCAGGCCUGCGCUGUGCAUCUGCCAUUUGCCAUCUCCUGGUGCCCCUGGGCUGGGGAUGGAGAUGGGAGCAAAUAAAUGUUGGAGAAAACCA
Molecule: messenger RNA, 2468 nt
Organism: Poecile atricapillus (Black-capped chickadee)
Lineage: Eukaryota; Metazoa; Chordata; Aves; Passeriformes; Paridae
Gene: HMG20B
Product: high mobility group 20B
Exons: 11
Coding region: 389-1342 (317 amino acids)
Biological process (GO): regulation of gene expression
Cellular component (GO): nucleus
Source: RefSeq, a predicted model, not a curated record